GCCUCCUAUAGGCUGCUGACGGGCGAAGGGGCGGAGCUAGGCUCCAUAGUUUAGUGGCGGGCGGGACGGAGCGGCUGAGCCGUUGCUAGAAGCAGAGGAGCCACCAUGAGCCAACAGGGAGCGGCGCUGCAGACCUACAACAACGAGCUGGUGAAAUGUAUUGAAGAUCUUUGCAGCAAAAGAGAAGAACUGAAUCGUCAGAUCCAACAGGAGGAGGAGGAGAAGAACAAACUGCAGAACGAUGUCCGGAUCCUCACCGAAAAACUGUCCAGGGUCAACGAGAGCCUCGCCAGGAAAAUGGCGUCAAGGAACGAGUUUGAUAAAACAAUUGCGGAAACACAGGCUGCGUACAUGAAGAUCCUGGAGAGUUCGCAGACAUUACUGAAUGUCCUGAAGAGGGAGGCCGGAAAUCUUGGAAAAGCCACUGAAGUGCGAGGCAGCGCCCCCAGCACGUGAUCAGGAGACAGGGCAGAAUGUUUAUGGGACUGGUCCAUGAGAUGAUACAGUCUGUGUAUUAUAGUGUUUUUAUAUUAAUAUAUAAUAAAGUGGGUGGAGCCUGUGGAGGUGUUUGGGAGGAGUU
This is a messenger RNA of Hyla sarda, 580 nucleotides long. RefSeq names its product SS nuclear autoantigen 1 (gene SSNA1). The record is from RefSeq and is a predicted model, not a curated record. The coding region runs from base 106 to 456 and encodes 116 amino acids. The transcript is spliced from 3 exons. Gene Ontology annotation, cellular component: ciliary basal body; centrosome. NCBI's taxonomy places the organism in Eukaryota, Metazoa, Chordata, Amphibia, Anura, Hylidae.